ACCGGGAUGCGGCAGCGCGAAGCUUAAUCUGUGCGGGCGCGCUAAUUGGAUCGGAAUAGCACCGAUUGUUGCGGGCGCGAUAGAGGAGCGCCCUGGACCGGCGGAGGCACGGCACCACACCGUUACAGAGGAGAACCAACCGGAGUCCAUCUCCCCCCAAGUCAAUGAGUAUUGUGGCAGAGCAGCCCCCGCGGUGGAGUCGGCCAGGGCAGCACUUUCCUAAAAUAUGACCAGGGGUGCUUGGAUGCGUCGGCAGCAUGAUGAAGGCUUAAAAUUCUGGUUUGCACCCCGAGAGAACGAGAAGCCAUUUACCGAGUCGGAGCGGGCCCAGAGAUGGCGACUGUCGCUGGCCUCUCUGCUGUUCAUCACCGUCCUGCUCUCUGAUCACUUGUGGUUCUGCGCCGAGGCGAAACUGACGCGAACCCGAGACAAGCGGUCGGACGAGGGGCUUGCAAUUACGGACAUGGGCGAGUACCCAAACUCCCUCCACCGACACCACAUCCCAACAUCACCCGACCCCCGCCGUCUCGCCAGAGAGCAAGAUGUUAUUUUUCUAGGGAAUUCUACCAAACCUCUGUGGCGAAUGGACACCUGUCACCCUGACAGCCUGUCCAAAGACUGCUUUACUUUCACGGACGCGGAGACCGUGUGCCUGGGCCUCUCCGGUGGAGGGGAAAGGGGGACACAGUUGGCGUACGUGAAUCUGAGCGAUUUAUACCUUUCUUUUUGUAAUUCCUACUCACUUUUGGAUUUGUUUUACGGGUUUACGAGUCCGGACGAUUUGAAUUGCACCCUGGAUAUGGCCAUGGGGGUGGAUCUGCUGGGAUGCAGAGAGUGUGUCCGGGCUUAUCAGAGUCUCGACCAGCAGGCGGAGAAGAACUACCGGGAGUUUGAACUGCUGGUUCAGAAAUACGAGACGGAUGCGUACUCGGUUAGGACGUGCAUGGAGGAAUGCAAGAUGGUUUAUAAGCCCUGGCUGUGUUCUCAGUACUUCCAGACCACCCAGAUGCACUGCAGUAAGCGAAUCCCCUGUGGUCAGUACUGCCUGGAGGUGCAGCAGCGGUGCCCCUUUGUCCUGCCCGACAAUGAUGAUCUCAUUCAUGGAGGCAGCCCCAGUUUUAUAUGCACAGGGCUGCUGGAGGACUAUCCAUCAGGUGUGGACCCAGAUGCAGAGUGCUGCGACGUGCGGUGGGACUUGAAAGUGGACAACCGUUCCCGGGGGACCCUGAAAAGAACUCACCCGCCAUGCCAGCACCGUACCUCCCUCAGCUCCUCGGCAGCCUGCAGACUGUGUAACAGCCGGCUCAAACUCUGCCUGCUGGUCCUCGUCCUCCUACACACUGUUGCCAGCCUCACUGCAUCCCACAAUGCAACAGGACUGGGCCUCCCCGCCAUCACGCCUCUGGAGGAGAGCCCUGCCAACGAGGAGUGA
Messenger RNA from Chelmon rostratus (copperband butterflyfish), 1432 nucleotides. RefSeq names its product transmembrane protein FAM155A (gene nalf1b). Gene Ontology annotation, cellular component: plasma membrane. Gene Ontology annotation, biological process: calcium ion import across plasma membrane. The transcript is spliced from 3 exons. Gene Ontology annotation, molecular function: stretch-activated, monoatomic cation-selective, calcium channel activity. NCBI's taxonomy places the organism in Eukaryota, Metazoa, Chordata, Actinopteri, Chaetodontiformes, Chaetodontidae. The record is from RefSeq and is a predicted model, not a curated record. The coding region runs from base 227 to 1432 and encodes 401 amino acids.